CACGAGAACUAUGUCGGGUCGUCGUCUCUACGUUGGUCGCAUCCCGCAGCAGGCCUCGCGCGCCGACUUUGAGCAGCACUUUGGUGCGGUUGGCCGCCUCGUCGACAUCCGCAUCAUGGCUGGCUUUGCCUUCCUCGAGUACGAGUCGCUCAGGGAUGCCGAGCAGGCCGUCGCCGACUUCAACAACCACGACUUCUGCGGCGAGCGCAUCCUCGUCGAGUUUGCCAAGCCGCCUCGCAGCAUGAUGGACGACCGUUUCGGCGGCCCUCCUCGCGGUGCGCCGUACGGUGGCGGAUACGGCGGUGGAUACCCCGGCGGUCCCGGUGGCUACGGUCCCCCGGGCGGCCCGGGCGGGUACGGCGCGCCGCGCGGCUUCGACCGCCCUCCUCGUCAGAGCGGCUACCGCCUCACGAUCUCGGGCCUCCGUGAGGGCACUACGUGGCAGGAGAUCAAGGACUUUGGCCGCCUCGGCGGCAACGUCGGCUUUGCCGACGUCGACCGUCGCGACCCGACCAUCGGCUUCAUCGAGUACUCGUCGCGCUACGACGCCGAGGAGGCGAUCCGCAAGCUCGACGGCACCGAGCUGAACGGUGCCGUCGUCGCCGUCAAGGACGAGUCCGGCGGUGCCUCGGGCGGCCGCGAUGCCGCUCCUCGCGGUGACGAGGGCUACUCGCGCGGUGGUCGCGACCGCUACGACGAGCGCGACUCGCGCCGCCGCUCGCCGUCGCCUCGCCGUCGCUCGCCGUCGCCCCGCCGCUCGCGCAGCCCGGCGCCCCGCCGCCGCUCGCCGUCGCCUGCGCCGGUCGAGCGCGAGCGUGAGCGUGAGCGCUCGCCGGUCCGCGACAGGAGCCGCAGCCGCAGUCCGCGUGGCUACCGCGACUGAACGCGCGACGAGCGGUCGAUCGGGUCGAGGAGGAGGCGGUUGUCGUUGGAAAAGUGGGCCCGCUUGUGUUGCAGGGACCUAUCGAUGUGCAACUCGAGCCAGCUUGUUUCUGUC
Rhodotorula graminis WP1 is the source of this 997-nucleotide messenger RNA. RefSeq lists its product as uncharacterized. The transcript is spliced from 8 exons. The record is from RefSeq and is a predicted model, not a curated record. Gene Ontology annotation, cellular component: ribonucleoprotein complex; cytoplasm; nucleus. Gene Ontology annotation, molecular function: mRNA binding. Lineage: Eukaryota; Fungi; Basidiomycota; Microbotryomycetes; Sporidiobolales; Sporidiobolaceae. Bases 11 to 883 code for a protein of 290 amino acids.